Molecule: messenger RNA, 2613 nt
Organism: Orycteropus afer afer
Lineage: Eukaryota; Metazoa; Chordata; Mammalia; Tubulidentata; Orycteropodidae
Gene: CATSPERE
Product: catsper channel auxiliary subunit epsilon
Exons: 18
Coding region: 1-2613 (870 amino acids)
Biological process (GO): sperm capacitation; flagellated sperm motility
Cellular component (GO): sperm principal piece; CatSper complex
Source: RefSeq, a predicted model, not a curated record
AUGGACAGAAAGAUUUAUUUAGAGUAUGAAGGAACAUCAUUUUCUGAGUGGCAUGUCUCAGGACAUUGUUCUGUGAAAGAUAAAAGAUCAGCCAAGACAGAAUUACAUUGUUCUUCUCCUGGUUUUCAUCUUAUAAAACCAAUUGUUAAAGGCUCAGUAAAAGAGCAACGCUAUCUGUUUGUGGACAAUUCUCAUAUUUGCUUUCUGUGGUAUUAUAGAGUUAUGGAUAAUUCCAGUUCAGUUAAAUUGCUUAUAUCUGAUGAGAAAAGGAGGGAACAUAUCAGCUCUAUCUAUAUAAAAGGAGAAUUUUUCUUAAAGUCUCCGAAAUCACUUAUUUUCUACCUUGAAAGAGAUUCCAAAAUCCUUACCAAGCAGUUGGCCACUUUGGGACAGAAGCCUACCAUACAUACAGCUUCUGAGAGAGAAAUUUAUUAUCCAGCGGAGCCAUUGGAGAAUGGGGUCUGGAAAAUAUCAGUACCAAUGGAAGAUGAUGAUGAUGUGCUGAGAGAUAUUCAAGGAAACAAUGUGCCUUUUCAAGAUUGCUUUAUUCCAAAUCUUCUUUUUCUGCUAACUUUUCCUUCAGAAACUAUACCUGAGAUUCCUGGCUAUUUACCACUUUCUUCACCAAGUGGUAGUCAGUUAAUAGCUGAUUGGAAUGCUUGUAUUCCUUCAUAUGUUGUUGUGGUAGCUGACAUGGAGACUUUUCAAACAAAUGAUUCAUUCCACACUUGGACGAAAAUCAGAGUGCCUCCAGGUAUUUUGAAUGAUGAUGAAAGACACAGUGUAACAGAUGUAUGCCUAUCAGAGAACAGAGUGUUUUUUGUAAUAAAGGGUAUUCUUUACCUAAGAAGUUUUCAUAACUUCACAAGACUGGGAAGAAAUGAAAAUCUUCCUGAUGAUGGAAUUGUUGGCAUUACAUCAAGAAGAUGGUGUUGGACCAACUAUUUAUUCAAGUCUGGAGGAAAAAGAAGCAGUGUGGCAAUUUGGACAGAAAAUGAAGUUUACCUUGGAAGUAAUUAUCAACCCAAUAACACAAGACAACAUGAACCACACAAUUUAUUUAGAUUUAACAAAAUAAUAACUUCUAUGGAACUGAAAAAUCUUCUAUAUUUAUCAUCUGGUACCCUGACUAUACAUGUUAUUGAGUACACAGCACAUCCUUUGGAACUUGCCUUAUUUUUAAGUUACUGCAUUGUAUGUACUUCCAACAAACAUAUUUACCUGGCAAUAUAUAAUGAAGAUACAAAACAGUGGCUGUUUAAAGACUUUACCCUCCUAGUCCCUAUUAACAGUGUUUUAGUUCCACGUUUUCUAUAUUCAGCAACAUCAGAAUUAGUAUUAUGGGACAAACACAGGGUCUAUUACAGUUAUCAUAAUUUCACAGUUUCUGGCAUUUUGCAAACACCUACAGAAAAUGGAAAUCUAUCAAGACUAUCGCAGAACAGCAGUAUUCACAGUGUAUUUUUAGAUUAUUUUGGGAAUAUUGUCAUAAAAAUGGAAAAUAAUAUAAUGUUUCAUUCCAAGGUUAAUAUUAAAGAUGCAGUACGGCUAUAUUCAUGGACAAAUAAGGCAAUAAAAUCAUUCUUUGGUUUGAAUGUUUAUGGUCAGUUAUAUUUGAUAUAUGUUUUUGGAAAUGGUACAUUACAAACUCAGCAAUACCCCUUAAUAUUGGAAAUACAAAGCAUAUCUUUUCAAAAAAAUGAAAACUGCCCCUACACCUCAUUUCAUACUAAUCCUUUUCAUGUUUUUCACUCUUUGGACAAGAGAGAAACGUUAACAAUUUGGGCUCAAAUUAUCUAUCCAGGAACUACUAGUCUACAUAUUAUUUUGGAAUCCUAUGGUCCAAAAAUAAUACAAGAGAACAAAUUGUUAAACUAUGAAAUCGUCUUAGGAUACUGCACUAAAACCAUGAUCGUAACUUUUUAUCAGACUCAAAAUUACGAGGCAGCAGAUAAUUAUUUCCAGUUACAAGACCAGAACUCAGGUGUUGUGGUUUAUAAUGUUCGGCCUAGUAAAUAUUCAAAAGCAUGUACAGCAUCCCACAAGGUGUUCCAAGUAGCUGUUGGCUGUAGUCCCAAGAAAUAUAUUGCUGUUAGAGGAUUUUCUAAAACAGGAUGUCUUUGGCACAAUUUUUCUUAUGUGAUUGAAAAGUCAUAUCUGAGGCAUCAACCAUCUCAAAACUUGAAAGUAAAGUAUGAUUGGGAAUCAUAUGGCUGCCCAGUGAGACUUGCUUUCAAAAGACAUUUUCAGCCUGUACUUCAACUAUUUGGUGAAAAUGGAUAUAUUGAAGAUGUUGCAGUAAAUUUCAUAGUGUGGGAGAUACAUGGAAGGAAUGACUACAGCUUUAAUACUACUAUGCAUAAGAGUGGCUGUUUACAUGAAGCACAGACCUGGAAGUCAAUGACAGAACUGAACAAGCACCUCCCAUUAGAACAGGCCUGGGGACCUGAGAACUAUAAACACUGUUUUUCUUAUGCUAUUGGAAAACCAGGAGACUUGAAUCAACCAUAUGAGAUUAUCAACCAAACUAAUUCUAACCAUAUAAUUUGGCCCAUGGACCAUUCUGGAAUGUAUGUAUUUGGUGUGAAGAUCCUGGAUCCAAACUAUAGGUGA